Molecule: messenger RNA, 1427 nt
Organism: Quercus lobata
Lineage: Eukaryota; Viridiplantae; Streptophyta; Magnoliopsida; Fagales; Fagaceae
Product: probable cinnamyl alcohol dehydrogenase 1
Exons: 6
Coding region: 161-1045 (294 amino acids)
Molecular function (GO): oxidoreductase activity, acting on the CH-OH group of donors, NAD or NADP as acceptor; zinc ion binding
Source: RefSeq, a predicted model, not a curated record
GAUAGCCUUCUCUUUAUACAUUAUGUUAUUUGUUGAUGUGUUUUUAUUCUCUUUGAUGUCCAUAAAGGGCUGUUGGGAGUGAUGAUGUUUCAAUAAAAUUACGCACUGUGGAGUUUGUUAUGGUGAUGUAGUUUGGACUAGGAAUAAACAUGGGGAUUCAAUGUAUCCUGUAGUGCCUGGACAUGAAAUUGCAGGAAUUGUGAAAGAGGUUGGUUCUAAUGUUCAUCACUUCAAAGUUGGUGACCAUGUUGGAGUGGGAACCUAUGUCAACUCAUGCAGAGAUUGUGAGUAUUGUAAUGAUGGACUAGAAGUUCAUUGCGUAAAAGAAUUAGUUUACACCUUUAAUCGCGUGGAUGUGGAUGGUACUAUUACUAAAGGAGGAUAUUCCAGUUACAUUGUUGUCCAUGAAAGGUACUGCUUCAGGAUACCUGACAACUAUCCAUUGGCUUCAGCAGCUCCUUUGCUAUGUGCUGGAAUUACUGUAUAUGCUCCUAUGGUGCGCCACAAGAUGAACCAACCUGGUAAAUCUCUAGGAGUGAUUGGGCUUGGAGGUCUUGGUCACAUGGCAGUGAAGUUUGGGAAGGCUUUUGGGUUGAAUGUAACAAUUUUCAGCACUAGCUUAUCCAAGAAACAGGAAGCCCUGACCUUGCUUGGUGCAGACAGAUUUGUAGUCUCGGCUGAUCAAGAGCAGAUAGAAGCCCUGGCUAAGUCAUUUGACUUCAUAAUUGAUACAGCAUCUGGUGUUCACUCACUUGAUCCAUACAUUUCGCUGUUGAAAACUGCUGGUGUUCUAGUCCUAGUAGGUUUCCCAAGUGAAGCCAAAUUCAGUCCUGCAAUCCUUAAUCUAGGUAUGAAAACCAUUUCUGGUAGUAUAGUAGGUGGUACAAAGGUGACCCAAGAAAUGAUAGACUUCUGUGCUGCUCACAAAAUUUACCCAAACAUAGAAGUAAUUCCAAUUCAGUAUGCAAACGAAGCUCUUGAGAGGCUAAUAAAGAAAGAUGUGAAGUACCGGUUUGUGAUUGAUAUCGAGAACUCCCUAAAAUGAAACUGCUAGAGAAACAAGGAAUUCUUCUUCCCAAUAUGUAUGUUCAUAUGGAUCACAUAUUGAUACUCGUAAAGCGUACUGUGAUUGGCAAGUCUUCCUUGUUGGAUGGUGGGCAUUUACUUCCAUCAAAAAGCACCUGGUGUUGAUCUUCUACAUCCUGCAAGUGUCUAACUAGCCUGAAAUUACUGAAGGGUUGUUGAGUAGUGUUGUGACAGAUAGUUUAAUAAAAAUGAUGAGUAUAGAAUUUUAAAUUACAAUCCUUUCAUAUUUUUAUCCUGUAGUCAACCUUAGCCAUUAGUAUUUAAUUUACUUGAAUGAGGGAGCGGUAUGAGUUGUAUUAUUAUUUUUUUAAUUUCUUAAUGAAAUUCCCUUGCAUUAAGGU